UGCCAACUUCCGAGCAUAUUUCGCGAUCGUCAGAGAAUUUAGAUUUUCAAGACCUCGCGCAGCAAAUAUCGUCGCCGACACGCUCAUUGAUUCAAUUGCACAUCAUCGUGUGAAUAGUCCUUUCGCAGCAUACGAUCACAGGGAUCAUGGCAUUGCCGUUUGCGACCCCGGCCUCGUUGGAUCCUGCCUUUGUCAUAUCGCGCUGCGAAGCUGCGGAUAUUGAUGCGCUGUCUGUCAUAUACUAUGAUUCGUUCAAAGCCGACCCGGGAAACUCACAUUGGUGGUCCCCAAGCCGGGAGCAUAUGAUGACCUGGAUGCACAAGAGAAUAUCGAAAAAGAUGUCUGAUCCUGGCGUCCGCCAUUUCAAAAUAAUCGAUGUGGCCAGCAACGAUAUCGUAGCUUGGGCAAGAUGGGACAUACCAGAAAACUCACCUCACUUUGGCGACUGGGUCGGCACUGAGGACGUCUCUAGCCUUGUCAAGAGCGAUCCUGAGCCAAAGGAUGGUGCAGAGAGAAGUCAGGAAAUCUCAGCUAGUGCCCCAGCAGUAGACACUACACCAAAAACAGUGGACAUUCCGGAGGGUGCAGACCCAGCUCUAUGUCAGAAUUUCUUCGGUGCCUUGACUAAAUGUUCCAGCAAGUGGCACACGAAGGACAUGCUAGGCCUAUCACUUAUAUGUACUGCCCCCAAGUACCAUAGAAGAGGCGCUGCCAAAGCUUUGAUAAUGCCUAUGCUGGAGCUUGCAGAUGCAAACGAUAUUACUGCAAUACUAGAAGCCACGGCGGCCGGCAAGCCGCUGUAUGAAAAGUUGAGGUUCCGUGAAGUCGACACUAUGGACUUCGAUCUUGGAAAACUCACCAAUGGGCAGACGGGUUUGUAUCAGCUUGCGAUGAUGAUCAGAAAGCCGAGAUCAACUCGGUAACUAUGGUAGAGGCGUUUCAAAAGUCCUGUAGUACAUAACUUCCUCCGUAGCUGAUGAUGAGAUCUGACCACAAAUGCUCGCCUGGAGAAGCCCGCAUUUGCCUGGAAUAAUAGAUGGUGGAUUAUGCCUCCGUUGAGAAACUUCUUUGUAUGGCUGUGAAAUCUUAGACUUAUCGGUCCCCAGAUGGAACGCAUUGUGGCCGAUGGCAUGGAAUGCUUUAUGAAUCGAUAAACAGUGAUGUCUCUGGCGCAAGGAUUGAAUAUUGAUGUCUGAUACGAGCAGUCGA
Truncatella angustata is the source of this 1209-nucleotide messenger RNA. RefSeq lists its product as uncharacterized. The coding region runs from base 147 to 923 and encodes 258 amino acids. The transcript has 3 exons. Gene Ontology annotation, molecular function: acyltransferase activity, transferring groups other than amino-acyl groups. The record is from RefSeq and is a predicted model, not a curated record. Lineage: Eukaryota; Fungi; Ascomycota; Sordariomycetes; Amphisphaeriales; Sporocadaceae.